Dalotia coriaria is the source of this 1256-nucleotide messenger RNA. RefSeq lists its product as uncharacterized. The coding region runs from base 1119 to 1256 and encodes 45 amino acids. NCBI's taxonomy places the organism in Eukaryota, Metazoa, Arthropoda, Insecta, Coleoptera, Staphylinidae. The transcript has 2 exons. The record is from RefSeq and is a predicted model, not a curated record.
CGCAGUGUGCGUUCGCUGCGACUCUGAGAAUAUUAACAUUAACAUUUAGCGUUGGACCCCCGAUGGGUACCCAACACUCAGUGUGACUGAGUAACUUGCGCCGGCGGGUGGGUCCCGGCCUGGCGAAUUCGACACCCGCACACACGCCAACCACCACGGGAGCCGGUAUAUUCGCGCCGUCGACGGCGGGCCACGCGCAGUUAUUUGUUAAUACGAGUAAUGAGCGGAAGCGCUCGCUAAGUUCGCGCGUGCACAAUUCACUUAAGUCACCGCAGUAUUUAAAUCACUCGGAUAUUAAGGCAAUAAGUGACCGAUGGAAUGAUAACAUGUGAUAUCGAAUAAGUAGUGAUUUGUGAUAAGGAUAGUUUCGUGCGUUGUGUAUGAUUUUAUUUGUGUGAUAAUAAUGAAUGUUAAGUACAAGUACAAAGUCAAGCGCAAGUUGCUUAGGAAUAUUAAAAAGAACAUGUUCCUAAUUUUGGUAAAAUAAUAACAUUUUGCCUAAAACUGGACUUUAUGGAUGUGAUGCUUGCGCGUCUAUAAAUUGCUAAAGCCGGAUUUUAAUUAGAGUGCGAGCAGUCCCCAGCGACGACACUCUGCCGAAAGCUAAAUUAAAACAAGCGCGCUGCGCCGGCGUGACCGAAGGCGGCGCUGUGAGAAACGUGUAAGCGCUAGGUGCGCGCGCAUCCGCCACUUAACUCAAAAGCGCCAUCGCAUAUCGCCGACUAAGCUCACACAUUCAGUUCGUGCACGCUCGUGCUUCUAUGAACAUAGCAACAAAUAGAUUCCCGACCGAAAUAAAACUACAUACUAAUCAAAUAAUAAAACAAAGUGACUUAACGAUAUUAUAAAAAUUGUUACCGUGCGCGCGUAACAAAUGUGUUGCUGAGACUUUGAGUGCGGAAUAGGAUACCUCUGGUUGAUACAUUGCUCGAAGUAGUAAAAAAUCCAGUGCGCGUCAAAAGUUCGCCAAGACGGCUCGUCGUUAACGCCACACGCGUCGCAAUUGCGCCCGAGCUCGAAUCAUCGCCUUCGCAAAAGGCCCGCCGCGACAACUGUGACUAAAAUCCACACACGCACACAACAGGAGAACACCGCCAGACGCACAUCGUUCGAGAUAAAUGGAUGUUGGCGAAUGUCGCUUCAUGAUUAGUAAGAUGCUGACAAUUGACAACACGCGCACGUUCCUCCAGAAUCAUCGGCAACGGGAGACCACCGGCAUCAAGAAGCUGUACAACUCGUUCUUCGUGAUGUUCUAA